Molecule: messenger RNA, 1377 nt
Organism: Tripterygium wilfordii
Lineage: Eukaryota; Viridiplantae; Streptophyta; Magnoliopsida; Celastrales; Celastraceae
Product: putative FBD-associated F-box protein At1g61330
Exons: 3
Coding region: 1-1377 (458 amino acids)
Molecular function (GO): protein binding
Source: RefSeq, a predicted model, not a curated record
AUGGCAGACCAAGAGGGAGAGAACCCAAUAGUGAUACACCGUCCACAAGUGAGACGCCAAAGAAGAUCUCAUCAUCACUAUCAACAUCUUCCUGACCACCUUCUCCACAACAUUUUCUCACUUUUGCCCAUCAAACAUGCCAUUCAAACCAGUGUUCUAGCCAAAAGGUUUGAGCAAUCAUGGUUAUUCAACCAAAACCUGGAUUUUGGUGAAGAUUUUGCAAGACCACCAACUCGCAUCGAGCUAAUCGUGAUCAUUAAUAAGGUUUUCCAACUCCAUCAAGGUCCAAAAAUUAAAUCAUUCCAAUUAUAUAUGAAUCAUACGUAUAUGGAAUUGGUGGUUGAUAGUUGGAUCAAAAUAUCUCUUUCAAAAGAGGUUGAGGAGCUCAACUUGGAUUUUAGUCAAGGGUCUAAUCCAUUCACUCUCCCUACCAAUCUCUUAGAUUCUGAAUCCCUAAGAAUCUUGAAGCUCACAAACUGUAACGUUUACUCACCACCACAGUUGAAAGGUAUGGUUUUCUUACACACCAUUAUUCUCAAAGUGGUUAAUGUUACUGAAAAGCUAAUUCAAGAAUUGUUCAAGAACUGUCUAUUUCUUGAGACUAUGGGCUUGAAUCGUUGUCGGGAAAUUACCCAUCUUAAAAUCCUUGCUGGACAUCUGAGAAGGUUCAAGUGGUUGAGAGUUGAAAAUUGCCCUAAGAUUGUGAAGAUACAUGUUCAUGCACCAACUCUGUGUACCAUGUAUUAUUCUGGAGAUAUUGAAGAAUUCACCAUAGGAAAUGUAUUGAAAUUGAAGGAUGUGACUGUCAAGAUCGAUAAAGGAGGGUUCUUGCCGUUCGUUGGAAUCGAAAGAUUUAUGUUUGCUAUCUCUCAUGUUCAUGUCUUCAAGACAAGUAGUAAACUUGUUAAGGCAUUGUCUCCUAGGCUUGUUGAUGGAAAUUUGGAAGAAGUACUUCGAUUCUGUUUAUGGAACACUAGGGAGAUUGAACUGUUUAUGGAUGGAAGUCUUUGUGGUCCGUUUAGCGUUGUCACUUUUCUCAAUAAAUGCCCUUGCAUGGAGAAAAUUACUAUCAAUCUGGAAGGGCAUUACUUUUAUCUGGGAUUCUACUGGGAAAAACAUGAAGGCCAAUCAUUGGAGCAGUUGAACCUUAGCUUCAGGAGCCUCAAAGUUGUCAGAAUAAAUGGCUUCAAGUCGUCUGAAAUGCCUAUCAAAAAGUUGGUGGAGUUCUUCCUGGAGAAAGCAGAACACCUGCAUACUUUAAUCCUAGACACCACCACCAACUCAGGGAGUCAUAUUGUAGCAGCAAGGUUACCCACAUAUGACCUACUGGACAGGUUUUAUCGAUCACGUCCAGGAGUGAGUAUCAUUGUUUACUAG